Molecule: messenger RNA, 228 nt
Organism: Mitosporidium daphniae
Lineage: Eukaryota; Fungi; Microsporidia
Exons: 2
Coding region: 1-228 (75 amino acids)
Source: RefSeq, a predicted model, not a curated record
AUGAAAUUAAGAGGGCUUCUUCAAUUGCUAAAAUGCUCAUCUGCGGUUUUUGCUGCCGAGAAGAACAGCCUGAAGGCGUUGGAUAAAGCACUGAUGGAACUGCAGGCAGCAACUUUGAAAAAGCGUAAACUUCGAUGCGCAAAAGUAACCGCUAAUUCAAAUGAAAAAAUAUUGCAAUUCGUAAAUGAAACGGCUCACCCUAACCCCGUUUUAGAUCCAAAAGAAUGA